UACACCUGUUCCUCCCUCAUACGUUUACGGACGGUUCCGUCUUUUGUCCGUUUUCUUUUUGGCGCCAUCCCGUCAUCGUAUCGAGUCGGUUUUUCGUCACGUACCCCCCACAUCCUCCCCAUUAUCCGUACAGUAUAAUAAUAUUAUUAAUCGAUCGUACCGAGUGCACGUGGUGAACACAAUACGUUUUUAAUCAACAGACAUACCUGCGCCUACCUAAAUCAAAAACGAGCAGCGCACGCCCCAUCGCCUGACGAUCCGUCGGAAUCAGAUUAAAGAAAAGUUUGCCAAAAAAGAAAAACGCUGAAUAGUUUCCACACAUUUUUACAGUUUGACAUGGUAGUAUUGUCUGUGGAAAUCUGAGUGAUUACAGGGGACUACGGGGACAUGUCGACAACCAGUGGCGGUAACACAAACUACGUGCAAGAGAAUUCGGUGACUACCUUAUACGACGGUGAUCGAACGGUUGUCAACCAUAGAGUGUCACCACCGUCUUCGUCCCAUGCUGAUAGUGGUUUAGAUAAUUCCUAUCCAGAAUCAUCCGCUGGUGACGCUAAACUCAUUAUAGACGUGCCCGACUUUUCCAGAGAAAUGGAAACACCUCGCACGGGUAUUGAUAACCCGAGCUUUGAGACUGAUAAAACUGAUGUACCAAAACCUAUUACUAACGGGCAUAAUGGUACCGUUAAUCAAGAAAAGGAUAAAAUGGCUGAAGCUGUGAAUUUAGAGUUAAUUAAUAUGAAACCGUUUGCUAAAAGCAUUAAUGGCAAAGAAAACGGAGUUCCCAAGAAAAAAAAAGAAACUGCCGUCAAUAUGAAUGAUACGUACGAUGAUUACUUUAUCCCUGUGAAUGAGCACAAAAAAUACAUUAGGGGUGGAGAAAAACUGUAUGUAACCAAAGAUAAACGAGAUAUGAAUCAAUCUAAAAAACCAUUUAUUUGUUGGGUCUUUGGCUUAGUAUUAUUAGCUGCUGCUGUCAUUGUCGCAAUCUUAGCGUCAACUGGUGUAAUAUUCAAUAACGAAACCGCAGUGGAGAGUCGAAAUUUCAUGGAGAACGAGAAAAUCGCUGGUUUUGGUAAUCACCAUGGACAUUUCUCAUCAGUCAGCCCCCCUCCUAGUAUAGAUAGCUCGAGUCCAUUCAGCCUUCCAACCACUGAUAUGUCAGGAGUGUACCUUCCUAGAACCGUGCAAGGUGAAAUUGUUAUCGACAAUAUGCAAUUUACUCCUGACUUAGCAAACAGAUCAUCUACAGAGUUUAUAACAUUAGCUAGUUCAAUAGAAACCGAGCUAAAAAAUGCUCUUUUUAAAAACCAACCAUUAAAUAGUGUUACUGAUGAUAUACAUAUUAAAGUUUUUGAAUUUUCUUCUGGAAGUGUUGUAGCUAAGUAUAGAAUAGGCUGGGAAUAUAAAGAUGACAGUGAACCACAGGAUCUCAUUGAUGCAGUUACUCUUUACACUCGAUUGGAUAGUUAUUUACGAGAGACUAAUGGAUUUUUAUACAAUUAUAGAGUUCCCAUCCAUAGAUUGCGCUCAGAUCCUGUUUUGGAUAAAUGCAAAAUAAAUAACGGAAAAUGUUCACAUUACUGUUCUUACGAUUAUACAAGUUUAGAUUUUGUAUGUUUAUGUCCGUCUGAACUCACCAUAAGUGAGAAUAUGAAAGACUGCAAACGAAUUAAUGUAAAUAAUGAUAAUAUAGAUGAUAUUAACGUUCAUGAUGAUAAGCACGAUGGAGAUUAUGAUUCAUUCCCGGAACUUGAACCUAGUUCGGUACCUGAAUCAAAAUCAGACGUAGAACCUGAAUUAAAGGCAGAACCUGAACCAAGUUCAAUACCUGAACCUAAUUCAGAACCUGAAGUGAUAGCUGAACCAGAACCUAGUUCAAAACCAACAAUAGAAGUAGCUGAAGUAGAACCUGAACAUGAGCCAAGUUCCGUACCUGAAGUAGAACCUGAACCAAAGCCAAGUCCAGAACCAGAAGCAAAAGCAGAACCACAUCCAAGUUCAGUACCUGAAGUCAAAUCUGAACCGGAACCUACUUCAGAACCAGAAGUAAGAGUUGAACCGCAGCCAGGUUUAGUAUCUGAGACAAAAGCUGAACCAGAACCUAAUUCAGAACCAGAAGUAAAAGCUGAACCGCAGCCAGGUUUAGUAUCCGAAACAAAAGUUGAACCAGAACCAGAAGUAAAAGCUGAACCAGAACCAGAAGUAAAAGCUGAACCACAGCCAAAUUUAAUAUCUGAAGUCAAAGCUGAACCGGAGCCAAGUUCAGUAUCUGAAGUCAAAUCUGAACCAGAGCCAAGUUUAAUACCUGAAGUCAAACCGGAACCUGAACCUACUUCCGAACCAAAAGUUAAAGCAGAGCCAGAGCCAAGUCCAGUACCUGAAGUCAAUGCUGAACCAAAGCAUAGUUCAGAACCUGAAGUUAAAUCUGAACCAGAGCCAAGUUUAAUACCUGGAAUCAACCCUGAACCCGAACCUACCUCAGAACCAGAAGUAAAAGCAGAACCAGAGCCCAGUUCAGAACCAAAAGUAAAUGCAGAACCAGAGCCUAGUUCAGAACCAGAAAUAAAAACACAAUCGGAACUUAAUUCAAAACCAGAACCGGUACCUAGCGUAGAACAAGAUUCAAAAGGUUCUAUUGAUAACUUUGAAUCGUUAUCAGAUGUCGACAUUAGUUCUGAAUCAGAUCCUGUUGAUCAAAAUAAUAACUCAUCUUCAAGUUCUUCGUCAGAAAAAUCAAUUUUAAAUAUUGAUCAAUCUGAUAGAGAAGCAAAAUCACAUUCAGAUGAAGUAUUCAGUCAUGAAAUCAAACCAGAAGUAACUUAUAGUGUAUCAACAGAAACUGAAUUUGAAGUAAAAACCGAGUCGGCAACUAAAGAGAAUUCUAAACCUGCAGAAAGUUCUGAAUCAUUACUUGAUAUUAACUUGAAUGAUUCAGAAGAAACCACUAUAGUUCCAUCUAUAACUGAAAACUGGUUGACUACUACUUUAUCUAGUAUUCCAAGUAUUCCUAAGUUACCUAGUGAUCUGGAAGUAACUGAAAAAGAAAAUGGAUCUAUGGAAGACAAAAUAAAGACAGAAGCUUUAGGUUUUGAACAAAUGGAAUUGAAAUCUGAAAAUAAAUCUACUAUCAUUGAUUUAAUAUCAGAAUCCCAAACUAAAAGUCCAGUUGAAGAAAUAACUGAAAUGCCAGAAAUAACUAUUUUAGAUAACGUAAAAGAUUUAUCAGGUGUAGUAACAGUUUCAACCAUAGAUGCAAGUUCAACUAUCAAAGAAAAUAUAAAUAUACCUAUGAAAGAAUUUGAAAAUAUUACAAAUGAACAUGUUACUGAAUAUAUUGACAUGACCACUAUGCCUUCAACGAUAGAUCAAGAAUUAAUUAAGCCAUUACAUAGUUCAGCAGAUCCAAAUUCUUUAGAAAAAAAACAUUCAGAUGAUUUGAUAACUUUAGAAAAAACUAGUAUACCCGACCCUACUAAAAAAUUACAGUCUUUAACAUCCCUGGAAGAUCAGAUGACUAAUUCCCCUCAUAUUGAAGUUUCAAGUACAUCUACAGAAAGUAAUAUAGACAAUUUCAACGAAAACAGUUCACCUGAUGAACAAGAUGCGAUUGAUCAAAUUAUAAAAAACUCAAGUGAAUCAAGCUUAUCAUCAGAUGUUGUUGUUGAUGAAAAUGAUAAUAUGAGUGCAUUAGAUUUAUACCAAAAACCAGAAUCAAAGAAAAAAGACAAGAAGACAUCCAAAAAUCCUGAAUUUUAUUUAUCUGAUACGGGAUUUACAAAAAGAAACAAAACAAAAACAGAAAAAGAAAACAAAAAAAAUAAUAAAUCUGAUGUCAUGGAAAUGAUGCCAGAAUUAUUUAAUUCCAACAAAUGUGAAGAAGGACAAUUCCAGUGUAUUAAUGGUACAACCAAAGAUGGUACAUAUUGUAUAAAAAUAUCUUCAAGGUGUGACACAAAUAAAGAUUGUACUGAUAACUCAGAUGAAAAUGACUGUGCCGAAAAUGCUUGUUCUGGAAAUUUCCAGUGUAAAAGUGGAGAGUGUCUACAAAGAAAUCUAGUCUGCAAUAAUAUAAUGGAAUGUGAAGAUGGCAGUGAUGAACAAUCUUGUGAUUUAUGGAAGUGUACCAAUGAUGAAAAACAAUGUAAUGGUGGUCAGUGUUUACCAGAAUCAUAUUUUUGUGAUGGAAAAUCUGAUUGUAAUGACCAUUCAGAUGAGCUACAAUGCAAUAGUACUUGUAAUGGGUAUCAAUGUUCUAACAGCUAUUGCAUUUCGAGUACUUUACGAUGUAAUGGAGUAAAUGAUUGUUCUGAAGGAGAGGACGAACAAAAUUGUGAAUGUAAUUCCAAUGAAUUUAAAUGUAAUACGGGCUCUGAAUGUAUUCCAAAAACUCAAGUUUGUGACAAUGUACCACAGUGUACAGACCAAAGUGAUGAAUGGCAAUGUGUUCAACUUGAUGGUGUUCAACUUUUUGCUAAAAAAGAAAGCGAAAUUGCUAUGAAGGUGUGCAGUAAUGAAUGGUCAGAAACUUGGAGCAAUUUUGUGUGUCAAAGUCUUGGAUUUACCGAAACAAAAACAACAAAUUUCCGACCGAAUGAAAACUCUACUGAAAACUCAGUAGGCUAUCUUAAGUUGAAAGAGAAUUCGACUUUAAAUAAUUCUAAGAGUCUAACAGAAUACCUUGAAGUAGCUUCAACGUCUUGUGAGACUGUGGAAAUUAAAUGUUCUUCUAAGCACUUGUGUGGAGAUUUUGGAGGUAAAGAUCCACUAUCAAUGGAAAUAUGGCCUUCUGUUGUCUACCUUCAUAACACAAAAACCCAUAAAUCUUGUACAUCUAGUCUUGUAAAACGGAAUUGGAUAUUAUCGUCUUAUAGCUGUGUACAUUCCACUGAUGAAUCUUUAUCACCUGAACAAUGGGAAGCAAUUUCAAGCAAAUCUCGAGUAGCCAAUGAACAGAAUUUAACAAAAAGAUCAGUUUCUAGGAUAAUUAGUCACCCUGGAGUGAAAUUCGAAAAAUUACGCUAUUUCAAUGACUCAGUGUUAGUAGAACUUAGCACACCGUAUGAUUUAUCAGAAGAAGUUAAUACAAUUUGUCUACCUGAAAAAGUUGUUGAUAACAAACAACCAUGUGUCACUGCCAGUUGGUCUUAUGAGUCUCCAGGAGUUUUCAAACAGUUUUCACGUUAUUUAUCCGAACCAUUAAUGCAAACAGAUUUGUGUAACUCAACAAAACACUUUAAUGGUUUCCUGACAGAACAAGAAAUUUGUGUUGCUUCGGGAGAAAUGGAAGCCAGUAAUAUGGAAAUUGGAUCACCAUUAAUGUGUUUGGCAGAGAACGGAUUGUGGCAGGUACAAGGCAUGCUCAGUUACCGAGGUGGUUACGGCCGAUCAUCAAAACCAUCGCUUUAUAACGCAAUUUUAGAAUCUGUACCAUGGAUAGAGAACACAAUAGCAUUUGGUGUAUAACAUGUUGUCUCUGCCAAUCCCCACUAAGGGACCAAAUGAUUAAUAUUAUAAAAGUAUUUAAUAAUAAUAAUGAAACGACGAUCGCUAUAUUAUUAUCAUCUAUAGUGUCGUAAUUUAUACUUUUUUUUUUAAAUGGGAUAUUAUAUUAUAUUUAUAUUAUAUAAUAUAAUGUUUUUGAUUUUUUAAGUACCUACUUUAAAUUUUUUUUUUUACUUAUGUUUUAAGAGAAAUUACUCAUUUAAACCUAUCUAAUUUUAUGGUAUAUUAUGUAUACAGUUAAUUAAUAUUUUAAUUCAUAGGCUUUUAUAAUACGGCAUGUUUUUGACACGAGUAUACAGCGAGUUGCCAUAUAGAAAUAUUAUUCAUGUCUGUAAAAUAUUAUCCGUCCAUUUAUUAUUAUUAUUAUUAUUUUGUAUUUUAUUAUUAACCAGUAUAAUAAUAUAUACGAACAUGUUCCUUCGGUCGACCGUUUACAUUGUUUCGUGUGUUGGACACGCGAUCAUAUUAUAAGCUUCAUUAGUUUCGUUUAAACGACUGUAUGUCAGUUGUACAACGGUCUCAUCAACGUAAACGCUCGUUAAAUCCAAAAUUAUAUCUUUUAUACUUGUUUGUAAUUAUUAUAAAAUUUUUGUAGUUGUGCUCAAGAAUAUUAUAUUUUAAUAUAUUAUUAUUUUAUAACUUUAUAAGUGAUGUGAUUUGUUUUAAAGUUUGAUACACUUUGAUGUAUCAACAUUUAUAUGUAUAUAUUAUAUGUAUAAUCAUAAAAUAAUACAUAUUAAUAUAUUAUACAGAACUACCAAUAUCAGUUAGAUUUUUCUAUAAAAAUAUACCCAAUA
Rhopalosiphum maidis (corn leaf aphid) is the source of this 6302-nucleotide messenger RNA. RefSeq lists its product as uncharacterized. Bases 388 to 5466 code for a protein of 1692 amino acids. NCBI's taxonomy places the organism in Eukaryota, Metazoa, Arthropoda, Insecta, Hemiptera, Aphididae. Gene Ontology annotation, molecular function: serine-type endopeptidase activity; protein binding. Gene Ontology annotation, biological process: proteolysis. The record is from RefSeq and is a predicted model, not a curated record. The transcript has 19 exons. Gene Ontology annotation, cellular component: membrane.